UUAAAUUUAAAGGUGCCGCCGAUAGAAUCGCUACGUUUAAUAUCGUCAGACUGCGCAUGCAAACGUCAAUUUAAAAUUUGAAUCUUGCAGGUUAUGUCAACGGUUGGUUUUUGUAUUUAAGAAAAAAUAAACACUUCUUUUUAGAAUAAUGAACGACACAGUUGAACUCCUUAGUUCUAUGUCACCUAAAAUACGAAAUAAACUAAAACCAGGUGAAAAACAAUUCAGAAGAGUUCAUGGUGUUUCAAUUUUGGCUUUAAAGAAAAAUAUUCGACGAAGUUCUUUGUACGAAAAAUCAAAUCCUAUAAUGAGUAAUCAAAAUUUCUAUCUAGUAGAACGUAGAAGCAGUUCAGAAUCCUUUGAAGAAAUUGAAAAGACAACAUUUGAUGACACAGGUUCCAAACAGGAGGAACCAGUGAAAAAUCCCCCCAAAUCAUCCAGCACUGAUGACGACUCUAUUGUAGUAAUUUCUGACAGUGCUUCAGAAUCUGCAUCUGAUGAAGAAUUAAAAGAUGAUGUCAAAUGUUUGGAAUUGGGAGAUAUUAAGACUGAAGGUGCCUAUGAGCUCCCCCAAGAAAAAAUACAAGCCAUAUCAAACUGGCUUGAACAAGUAAAUAUAAGAAACGAUAAAAGUAGCUCUACUGUAUAUACUGAACUGUCAACUAUAAAUGGUAGUAACUCAAUUACAUCAUGUAUGAAUUUCAUAGCUAAAACAGAAUAUCAUGCAGUCAAUUCUACAUUUUCACACGGAUGUAAUAAAAAGUUUGAUGAGAUGUUUGCAAGGAAGGAUAAAGUAAAGGUUGACGAAACUGCAAGCAUUAUAUCAGAUGAUGUUGUGAACGAUUCUUUGAAGAAUGUAAUUAUAGAGGAUUCAUUUGAGAUAGUCAAUGUUAGUUUGAAAACUCGUUUAAAAACAGAAAAAGAGUGUGGAUUAGAGAAUGAAACAAAUAAUGAAGAAAAAGUGGAAAAUGAAUCUACUAAAAAGGAAAAUAAAGAAAUAUCAGACCAAGUGAUGGAAAAUGAUUUUGUAGUAAUAAAUAAUGAACAACACAAAGACAAUUCUGAUGAUUUAUCACAUAAAUCAGGUAGUCCGUUAAUGCAUGAAAAAAAUGCUGCAAAAAUACUGGACGAACUCUAUGGCACGUCGUGGAGGGUCAACAAAGAUUUGGUUUUAUCUAAAACAGAACCAAGAAAAAAAAUUAAGAAACCUAGUCUCAAAACUGCAGUUGUGGCUUCAGAGAGUAAACCUAAAACUUCACUUUUCUACAAAAACCCAUACUUGGAUUCGGAAAAAUCCAAGUCACAGAAACUUCUCAGCAAUCUAAAUCAAUCUAGGAUAAAAGAAACGGCAAAGUCGCCGUGGUUGAACCGGUUCAAGGUAUUGUGUGAUUCUGAUACAAAUUCAGAAAACUCCCCUGCUCCCCUCCGUCCAAUACAUCUCCAAUUUGACGACUCUAGCGAUGAAGAAACUUCAAAAUACUUCAAAAACAACACAAAAUCGAAAAAAAGCUUAUCGGAUAAAGAAAAUAAAGCUGGAGGAAACAAUAAGAAGAAAACCGAUAGUUCAAGCAAUUCCGACGAAAAUACGCGCACAAAUAAAGCAAAAGCUUUAAAAAAUAAUACGGAGAAAUCUCAAAGCAGUAGUGGGACCAGUUCUUUUGAAAACGUUCAAUUUGUGACUACGAGGAAACAUGUUAACAAUAGUACAAAUAAAGAAAUUAGAGGAGACAUCAAUUUUACAUCAAAUAUUCUAACUUCAGACGAAGAUUUGCCCGAAAACAUAAAACCAAAAGUAGGCGGUAAAGUGAAACCAGCAGUGAGGAAAAAACAACAAAUCAUUAGUAGCAGUAGUAGUACUAGUGACGACAGUGAUAUAAUAAAAACGAAGACUGACAAGAAGACUGGUAAAAAAGUAACACCAAAUAUAGAAGAAAGUAGUAGUAGUAUAUCCAGUGACAAAGAAUGGGAGCUGGAGGUUAGCAAAAUACAACGAAAAGUUAAGACAAAAGACGAACCUUAUAGUUUUUUGGCUUCGUUAUCAGCCAGUGUACCGAUCGCCAAAUGCGACAUGUCCGCUCGCUUGUUCAGAAAUAACUUCAAAGCCUACAAGGAACAACUAGUAAAAAAGCUAUUCCAGCUCUUCAACGAAAAGAUUUUUGACAACGUGCUACCUCAAGACAUGCAGAUAGAAUGGAACGACAGGAUGAGGAGCUCGGCGGGAUUUUGUUACUGCAAGAAAAUCACCAGGAGAACGGGGGCUAUCGAGAGGUCAGCCAGAAUAGCUUUGUCUACGAAAGUUUUGGAUACAGCGGAUAGAUUGAGAGAUACUUUGAUCCAUGAGAUGUGCCAUGCUGCCACGUGGAUUGUAAAUUGUGUUUCAGAUGGUCACGGAGAUUACUGGAAGUCUUGGGCUUUCAAAGCAAUGAAAACGUUUCCCGAAUUGCCGAAUAUCAAACGAUGCCACAAUUAUGUCAUAAAUACUAAAUAUACCUAUAGAUGUACAACAUGCGGUUACAGUAUUGGACGACACUCAAAAUCCUUGGACAUCGAGCGAAAGCGAUGCGGCUAUUGCUACGGAAAAUUCGAAAUCCUAAUCAACAAAACCAACAAGAAAGGUGAAACCAAAUCGGUAGCCGCUACCCCUAAGAAGGAAGCUACUGGAUUUGCAUUGUUCGUUAAAGAAAAUUAUGGAAUUUACAAAACUACCGAUAGAAAGCAUGGAGACGUAAUGAAGAUACUGGGCCAAAAGUUUCAAAUGAUGAAAGUCGAUAUCAAAUUAUAAGGCGAUUGGUUGUAUGGGUUACUUUUCAAAACUUGUUUUUGGAAACAGUUGUGACUUCCAACUAGUCAUAGUUUUCCUUGACUUUUGUCCCAAUUAGAAAAGUCUCAGAUUCUUUCUUAUUGAGUAGUCGUGAUGUUCGUGAACUGUCUUUUCGCUUUCCGAUAUCAAUUAACAAGUUAUGUUAUAGUAUCCAAGUUUUAACGUUAUCUUAUCGUACUAUUUAAUACUAAGUUAUAUCUUAAAUAUUGGUUAUUUGAGAAAGAUACAUCAAUAAAAUGAAGAGCGAAGUGUUUUCAUACUAUCGAAACUUGAGAUCCGAUUCGGUUAAUCCGAUUCAUUGAGUUUCUGAAUAUAAAGUUACAAUAGACAUCGUAGAGCACAUUGCGACUCUAUUGUAACGCAUGUAUCGUGAUUGUGGAGAAAUCAAUUCCAUAAGUUCCAUGAAAUUGGAUCAACAUAGGGAACCGUUUAUGUCAACUCUAACCUUUUUAUUUUGCCAAACCAUGUGACUUGGUGCUCAAGAGUUUUUU
This is a messenger RNA of Diabrotica balteata, 3312 nucleotides long. The record is from the annotation of a GenBank genome assembly. Lineage: Eukaryota; Metazoa; Arthropoda; Insecta; Coleoptera; Chrysomelidae.